GCCACGGGUGCUGCACUAACCGCCGGGCGGUCGCCUGCCACUCUGUCCGCCGCUUCUAUGAUUUCACAUUGGUUCACUACGUCACUGACUGAUUUAAGGCGUGAGAAACACCGUAACACUUCUGCCUUCAUACUGCGGUUACUCAGCCCCAUGACCACGUUUCUACUUAACACGUAUUCAGUAAGGGACUUAUCACAUUCGGGGCACUGAAAGCUGCACUCUGCCGCCAGUGCACGGCAUUUCGCUACGUACGCAUCGACACUAUCCCCCGGCACCUGGGAAUAAUGAAAGAACUCUGACCAUGCCCCCACCUCGCAACGGAGCCCGAUCACUACACUUCUCACCACGUCUGUUGCUGCCGAGGUCGAGAGCUGGCGGAAAUCCUGCCUGAGGAAGCGUGCGUCGAUUCGCUGCUGGAGAUCGCUGCUGCACAGAAGUCUCACGUACGAGGCGGCAAGUGGCAGGGACCACCCGCAGAUGAUGCCGUAGUCCUCCACACUCACGGCCCAUGCCUCGAAUGCUGCCGGCGACAUGGCUUGAGUGGCCGUGCCAGGCCCUGUUUAGGAAUCCUUUGAAGCCCAAGAAGCAAAAAUCCUUCAAGUUCCUCCACAAGAGAAAGGAGGAGGAGAAGGUGGAGAGAAAAAUUGACAAGUGGAAGGAGAAGGAGGAGCGGAGGAAGGAGGAGGAGGAGAAAAAGAGGUUUAAGAAGGACAAGAAGAAGAAGGAGGAAGAGGAAAUGCCAGUGUUUGGAGUGCCGCUGUGCCUGGCCGUCCAGCGCUGCCCGGCACACGAUGGCAUCCAGCUGCCCACCAUUGUCAGGGAGUGCAUUGACCAGAUAGAGGGAGUUGCCGGAGCCAGUGAUGCCAUCGGACAUGAUGCCACACUUUGAGGAUGUAGCGAUCAUUCCUAACCCCGGGGAGCGCGCCGAGGCCAUGCGCCAGCUGAUCAACCGCCUGCCAACCGCCAACCGCCUGCUGCUCCAAUACAUGUUCAAGCAUAUGGGACACAUCAUUGCAAGGGUGCCUGAGGACGCCUUCCCAUGGACAGCAGCAGGCGACAUCCUCCUGAGGGGCUGCUGUGUGGCGUCCAUCCUCCUUUGUAUAAAGACAAAUACACUUACCUCAACACAACAA
Molecule: messenger RNA, 1133 nt
Organism: Eriocheir sinensis (Chinese mitten crab)
Lineage: Eukaryota; Metazoa; Arthropoda; Malacostraca; Decapoda; Varunidae
Product: ralA-binding protein 1-like
Exons: 5
Coding region: 509-889 (126 amino acids)
Source: RefSeq, a predicted model, not a curated record